UCUUUAAACACACAGCUGUCAAUAAGAUCCAAUAUGAAGUACCUCUUGAUCGGCACUGCACUUUUUCUGCCUUACUGCUUUGCUAUCCCAGUAGCAACCAUACCUGCAGCACAAAGUAUUGGGGACUUCAAGUUUCUACAGGUUUAUCUCGACAAAUUCUUCCCGACAUUUCGUAAAGCCGCCGGCCAUGGCAUGGAAGAACAGCUCGAAGAAAUGCAGAGAUUCUUCCAUUUGACUGUCACAGGAAAAAUGGACGAUGAAACAAUGGCAAUAAUGAAGCAGCCUCGCUGUGGAGUCCCGGAUGUUCCAGAAUACCGCAAAGCUGCAGCAGUAUCAAGGUGGAGGAGAAACACACUGACUUACAGGAUUAAUAACUACACUCCUGAUAUGCGUAGAGCCAAAGUGGAUGAGGUGAUAGCAAAGGCAUUCAAGGUGUGGAGUGAUGUGACCCCACUGCAGUUCAAAAGAAUUUCAUCACCAGCUGAUAUUGAAAUUUUUUUUGCAUAUGGUGCCCAUGGUGAUGGUGGCCCUUUUGACGGAAGAGGAGGAACUUUGGCUCACGCUUAUUUUCCUGGAUCAGGCCUAGGAGGAGAUGCUCAUUUUGAUGAAAGUGAACACUGGUCAGAAUACAACAGAGAGGUCAACCUCUUCCUUGUUGCUGCACAUGAACUUGGCCAUUCCUUGGGGCUGGACCAUUCAAAUGUUCGUGGGGCUUUGAUGUUCCCUACCUAUUCUUACCAGAAUCCAAAUAACUUCAGGCUCCCAUCUGAUGACAGGCGAAGAAUUCAGAGAUUAUACGGAAUGAGGAAAUGAACCCCUUGAAGAACCUCAUUACGCAUUUCAGCGACAUCAAAUAUUUAUAUCUUG
Messenger RNA from Elgaria multicarinata webbii, 867 nucleotides. RefSeq names its product macrophage metalloelastase-like. Bases 34 to 813 code for a protein of 259 amino acids. NCBI's taxonomy places the organism in Eukaryota, Metazoa, Chordata, Lepidosauria, Squamata, Anguidae. Gene Ontology annotation, cellular component: extracellular matrix. The transcript has 6 exons. Gene Ontology annotation, molecular function: metalloendopeptidase activity; zinc ion binding. Gene Ontology annotation, biological process: proteolysis; extracellular matrix organization; collagen catabolic process. The record is from RefSeq and is a predicted model, not a curated record.